Messenger RNA from Theileria equi strain WA, 1734 nucleotides. Its product is annotated as signal peptide containing protein. The coding region runs from base 1 to 1734 and encodes 577 amino acids. NCBI's taxonomy places the organism in Eukaryota, Apicomplexa, Aconoidasida, Piroplasmida, Theileriidae. The transcript has a single exon. The record is from RefSeq and is a predicted model, not a curated record.
AUGAGAUUCCUUUCGGUCUUCUCUGUAUUGUUCCUAGUGAGACUAUCAAGCUGCGAUGAGGUUGUCUUUGACCUCUCUUCUCCUGAUCCUUCCUUGGCUAGAGACUAUAAAAGUACUGUGGAUGGAGUAGUUCACCACUCAUUCUUCUCUACUGGAUUGUUCUUCAGCAAGGUAGUAGAUGGUGGAGUUACUCUCUGGGAAGGUAAGGGAGAAGAGAGAUGCGAUGUACUAUUCACAAGUGUUGGUGAUAGAACAAGAGCUGUUCUCCAUGUAUGGGUUAAGGGUUUACCAUCCAGGAUGUUGUACUAUGAGAAACUAGACGGGGAAUGGAAGCUGGUAACUAUAAGAGUUAAAGGUCUUCCAGAGUCAGAGGAACCAGUCUCUCCACAGGAACAUGCAGCUGAACUUAACUUUGCCAACCUUGGGUGCCCAUUAGGAGGAUGCUCAGGUUCAGAAGUUCCAUCUCAUGAUGAAGACCUAGGAGACCUUGAUGAUCAAGACUCUGGAGAGACUCUUGUAGAAGAAGUACAGCCAGAAGUUGCUCCUGCAGAAUCUCCAGAGGAUGAUGAACCUGGGAAGGAAUCAGAAUCUGAUGAUAUGGGAGACCCGUCCAAAGAGAAUGAGCAGGAAGCCAGAGUAGAGGAGACUAUGCUGGAGGGUGUUACAUCUGAAGAUGAGGAACCGAAAGCUUCAGAGCCUCCGAAGAAUGCUGAGAAAAAUGUCGCUCCUACUCAUAGUCAAGUCCUUGAAAAGGGUGAACAUGUUUCUCAUGGGCUCGGUAAAUCUACAGCUGGCGGUGCAUCUCUUGAUAAUAUUGCUUCACAUCAUUCAGAAGUUAAACAGGAAAGUCCUAAAAAGCAUCUCCAGGGUACAUCUCCAAAAGAUACUCCUAAGGCUCCUACUCAACCAGGAUCAGUUCCUGAAGUUAAGCAGGAACAAAAUCCAGCUACAAAUCUCCAGGGUGGUGCCAAGAAAGAGCAAGACGAAGCUAAAGAACAACAACCAGCAGCUAAGCCUGUAACUCUGAGUGAACGUGCUAAAAAGGUUGAUGCAAAGUCGUUUGAUGUGAGAGAAUCUAGCUCUAAUGGAGUGCCACUUUUGACAUGCACACCAAGGUCUGGCGUUGUAGCUAAUGAACUCAAGUAUGGUGACGAAACCAUAUGGAAUAACUCUAGAGGGUCAUGUUUAUCAGCCCUAAUCUACUUUAAAGGAGAGAAGCCAUAUGUUGUAACAGUGCAGUAUAGAGAGAAUGAAGAAGAUCGCACUCUCUUCUUCCACAAUACCGGUAGCAAGUGGGAGCAUAACAAAAGAGAACAUGAGAGGAAACUCUGUGGAUUGAAGGGACUUCCCACUCCUCAGUCAGCUGGACAAGCUGGUGGUACUACUCUUGUUACUCUGGACCUUGCUCAUCCGGACAGGUCCAAGGUAUCUAUAAAUGAUCAGUCCAGUGAUGUAAUGAAUAUAAUGGAAUAUACUCCAAAGAAUGGUUAUCACAUAUCCUCUGUUAUGGAUGGUGGAGUUGAAGUCUGGACUGCUGGAACUGGAGAAACUUCUGGGCUUGUAAACUCUUACACAAAAGGAGACUCUUCUCUCAUUACCAUAGGUGUAGAUAAAGGUGAUGACUUGGAGCAUAAGCAUUUCGAGAAAGUUGAUGGAAAAUGGAGGGAGGUUACACUUGGUGACUUUUUAAAGAAGUAUAAUGAAAUGAAGGGACUUCCUAAAGCUUCCAAAUAG